AUGGGGCAGAUGGCUAUUAUGCAGAACGCACACAUCAACAUCCCUUUGGUGGAGAUAUUGCAAGAAGCUCUAAAAUAUGUAAAGUGUACCAAAGAUGUGGUUGCAAACAAAAGGCGUUGGACAGAGUUUGAGACCGUUGCACUUACUGAAGAGUGCAGUUCUAGAGUGAGGAGUAAAAUUCCUCCAACGUUGAAAGAUCAGGGCAGCUUCACGAUUUCAAUUACUAUUAGCAACAUUGAAGUUGGGCUAGCAUUGUGUGACUUGGGUGCUAGUAUUAAUCUGAUACCCACUUCUAUGUUCCGAACAUUGGGUUUGGGUGAGCCUAGGCAAACGACUAUUACGUUGCAGUUGGCUGAUCGAUCUCUUGCUUAUCCCGAUGGUAUUAUUGAGGAUGUUCUUGUGAAGGUAGGACUGUUUAUUGACUAUUUAUUCUGCCUGUUGAUUUUGUGA
Molecule: messenger RNA, 450 nt
Organism: Lycium ferocissimum
Lineage: Eukaryota; Viridiplantae; Streptophyta; Magnoliopsida; Solanales; Solanaceae
Exons: 2
Coding region: 1-450 (149 amino acids)
Source: RefSeq, a predicted model, not a curated record